Messenger RNA from Mollisia scopiformis, 1320 nucleotides. RefSeq names its product alkanesulfonate monooxygenase. Gene Ontology annotation, molecular function: oxidoreductase activity, acting on paired donors, with incorporation or reduction of molecular oxygen; monooxygenase activity. The transcript has a single exon. The coding region runs from base 34 to 1320 and encodes 428 amino acids. The record is from RefSeq and is a predicted model, not a curated record. NCBI's taxonomy places the organism in Eukaryota, Fungi, Ascomycota, Leotiomycetes, Helotiales, Mollisiaceae.
UUCCCAUCCAAGAAAUUACAUCUCACGGCAUUCAUGAGACCAGUCUCUCUACACACCGGUGCUUGGCGGUAUCCCGGCUCUUAUCCUGAUGCGAAUUUCAAUCUUGCUCACCUCAAGUCCUUUAUCAAGAAGCUUGAAGCAGCCAAAUUCGAUGCAUUCUUUAUGGCCGAUCACCUCGCUGUGCUCAACAUGCCUGUUGAAGCACUGAAGCGCAGUCAUACUGUAACUUCUUUCGAGCCAUUCACGUUGCUCUCGGCUCUUUCACAAGUCACAGAGAAGAUCGGACUUGCAGCGACAGCAUCAACCACUUAUGAUGAGCCAUACCAUAUUGCACGCCGUUUUGCCUCUCUGGACCACCUGAGUAAUGGCAGAGCAGCUUGGAAUAUUGUCACUACAGGAAACCCAGAAUCGGCCAAGAAUUUCGGUCAGGAUGAGCAUAUGCAGCAUGGUGACCGUUACAAGCGUGCUCGCGAGUUUUACGAUGUGGUAACUGGGUUGUGGGAUAGCUUCGCUGAUGAUGCUUUUGUUCGAGACCAGAAGAGUGGCACUUUCUUGGAUCCAGUGAAGAUGCAUGUCCUGAACCACAAGGGCGAUGAGUUGCAGGUGAAGGGGCCGCUGAAUAUUGCUCGACCAGUUCAGGGUUGGCCGGUUAUCGUUCAAGCUGGUCAGUCAGAUCCUGGGAGACAGCUGGCAGCGGAAACAGCAGAGGCUGUAUUCUGCUCACCAAAAGAUUUGGAAUCAGCAAAAGCACUGUAUGCAGAUAUCAAAGGGCGUGCAGAGACUGCUGGUAGAGAUCGGAAUCAUCUGAAGAUUCUACCAGCAGCGUUCAUUGUCAUAGGUGACUCGAUUGAAGAAGCGGUGAAUAAACGCCUUCAGCUUGACAGUUUGGUGCACUAUGAUAGUGCCAUCUCGUCGUUGUCUAUAGCGCUCGGUACUGAUGCAUCUGGAUUUGAGCCAGAUGGGCCAUUACCAAAAGACCUACCGGAAACGAAUGCAAGCAAGACUAGUCGUGCGGCAGUUUUAAGGCUGACAGAGGAAGGACUGACGGUCAGACAGCUUGCUCAGCGCUACGGUGGCUAUGCUGGCCUGGCAUUCGUGGGGACUCCGGAAAGUAUUGCUGAUGAUAUGGAGAAGUGGUUGAGUGAAGAGGCGUGUGAUGGUUUUACGAUCGCUCUGCCGUUCCUUCCUCAGGGAUUGGACGAUGUGACGGAGAGGUUGGUGCCAGAGCUGCAGAAGCGGGGAAUCUUUCGAGAGGAGUAUGAGGGGAGUACGUUGAGGGAACAUUUGGGGCUUCCAAGGCCGAAGAACCAAUUCUUCUGA